GUACACCAGAUUCAUCAUGAUUGAAGACAAUAAGGAAAACAAAGAUCAUUCCUUAGAAAAGGGAAGAGCAACUCUCAUUUUUUCCUUAAAGAAUGAAGUUGGAGGACUUAUAAAAGCACUGAAAAUCUUCCAGGAGAAGCAUGUGAACCUAUUACACAUUGAGUCCCGAAAAUCAAAGAGAAGAAACUCAGAGUUUGAGAUUUUUGUUGAUUGUGAUAUCAGUAGAGAACAAUUGAAUGAUAUUUUUCAUCUGUUGAAGUCUCAUACUAAUGUUCUCUCUGUGAAUCUACCAGAUAAUUUUACUGUGAAGGAAGAUGGUAUGGAAACUGUUCCUUGGUUUCCAAAGAAGAUUUCUGACCUGGACCAUUGUGCUAACAGAGUUCUGAUGUACGGAUCUGAACUGGAUGCUGACCAUCCUGGCUUCAAAGACAAUGUCUAUCGUAAAAGACGAAAGUAUUUUGCAGACUUGGCUAUGAACUAUAAACAUGGAGACCCCAUUCCUAACGUUGAAUUCACUGAGGAGGAGAUUAAGACCUGGGGAACUGUGUUCCGAGAGCUCAACAAACUUUACCCAACCCAUGCCUGCAGAGAGUAUCUCAAAAACUUACCUUUGCUUUCUAAAUACUGUGGAUACCGGGAAGAUAAUAUCCCACAAUUGGAAGAUGUCUCAAACUUUUUGAAAGAGCGCACAGGUUUUUCCAUCCGUCCUGUGGCUGGUUACUUAUCACCAAGAGAUUUCUUAUCAGGUUUAGCCUUUCGAGUUUUUCACUGCACACAGUAUGUGAGACACAGUUCAGAUCCCCUCUAUACCCCAGAGCCAGAUACCUGCCAUGAACUCUUGGGUCAUGUCCCCCUUUUGGCUGAACCUAGUUUUGCUCAGUUCUCCCAAGAAAUUGGCCUGGCUUCUCUUGGAGCUUCAGAAGAGGCUGUUCAAAAACUAGCAACGUGCUACUUCUUCACUGUGGAGUUUGGUCUAUGUAAACAAGAGGGGCAGCUAAGAGUCUUCGGUGCUGGCUUACUUUCUUCCAUCAGUGAACUCAAACACGCACUUUCUGGACAUGCCAAAGUAAAGCCCUUUGAUCCUAAGAUUACCUGCAAACAGGAGUGUCUCAUCACAACUUUUCAGGAUGUCUACUUUGUAUCUGAAAGCUUUGAAGAUGCAAAGGAGAAGAUGAGAGAAUUUACCAAAACAAUCAGGCGUCCAUUUGGAGUGAAGUAUAAUCCAUAUACACGGAGUAUUCAGAUCUUGAAGGACACCAAGAGCAUAACCAGUGCCAUGAAUGAGCUGCAGCAUGAGCUUGAUGUUGUCAGUGAUGCCCUUGCUAAAGUCAGCAGGCAGCUGAGCAUCUGACAGUUGCCAGUCCUAAUCCCGAAAGCAUCUGAGCAUUCAGAGGCCUGUGGGCCAACUGUUGCUUUGCUUGAUGACCUGGUUGUGGAGGAACAGCAGCCAAACAAUCUUCUCUAUUCCCAUUCCUUAAUGGACCAUUAGUCUUUGAAAAUGUGUACCUGGAUACUCUAGCCACUACUUUUUUUUUCUUUUGGUAACAGCUUUAGUGAAGUGUAGCCUAAUUUUAUUUUCCCCAGUUCUUGAGUAAAAUGACUUCGAUGAUCACUUACAAUACCUUGGUGGUUAUUAUGGAACUGAUCCACAUUGUUACUUAAGAUUCUCUUAUUUCUACAAUAGCUUACUUAUAACUGAAUUUGUGCCAAGCUUGGUCACAUUCACAUGCCGAAAUUUAAUAGGGGAUCAGCUGUCUCUGCUGCUAGCCUGAGCAAAAGCAGAGAGGCCUUUGCAUAUGAAACAGACCUGGUAAAGAGCAAAUAGUCUAUUUUCAAGUGUAGUGUCUUGUAGGGAAAAAGGAGUAUCUAAGUCUAGAAAGGUUGAUUGGAGUAUGAUCCUUAAGUCCAGGUGAAGAAUUUGUGACUUUAUUUUGAAGGCACUAGGGAGCCCCUGCCCGAGUGACCAUCCUCCUUGAAACUCUUUUCUUUCUGUGGCAUUGCAUAUGUUUUACAUUAUCUGUCCUACUCAAGAGGCCAAAGGGAACUUGCAAGGCCCUGAACUCUGACAUGCAGCCCCAGAGAAUAUCCUCAGGUUAGCAGGAGACAGUGUUGUCCAAGAGAGAGUUCAAACUGAGACAGAUGAGAAGCGUGCAAAGUUUAAGUUGGAAAAGCAGUGCCAAGCACUUUAUUUCCAAGGUAUAAGGUGAGACCAUAAAUAGGAAGGUCAGGCGUGACAGUCGAGUGUGGGGAAAUGGGGAGGAGAUGGUGUAAGAAAAGUCAAGAAGAGCAUUUUAGGACUGACACUGUAAUAAUAAAGGCUGCAAGCACUGGCUUUUAUGUGGUGUCAGCGGUGUAGUACAGGGGGCAGGCUUGGUAUAAAGCAGUAAAGCUGGAAUCCCCAGGAUAGGCUUGUGUCUCUUCAGUUUGCUCCUUUCCUCCCCCCACCCACUAAAGGAAGACUUUCCUCAAGUUUCUGUCUUUAGCCCUCUUCUCUCUCUGCUCUCUGUUCACGGGAGAUGUCAUCCGUGUCCAUGACUUUCUUAUUUCAUAUGUCUCCCAUAUUUGCAAUUCUAACCCUGACAUCUGUCUUGAGUUUUUGCCUCUUACAUCCAGCUGCCUGCCAGAUAUUUCCAUCUAGAUGUCCCAUGAAUUAGGCCAAUGUUGUGUAACUUCUUGUGGCACCAUUCAUUAGAAUGAAAUGGGGUUGUGCAACAUGGCAGCCCUGCCAAAUAUCUUAAACUCUAUAGGUCCGAAAAGAAACUCAGAAUCACCAGAAUUUUGUGCCCCAUCAGUUUCCUCUCCCAGUGAUCUCAUUUCUAUUGAUUGUAUUAAGGGUCAUAUUUUCAGCCAAUUUCCCAUUCUUAAUCAGCUAUUUAAAGACCGUGUCCUUAAUUUUUUCACAUUAAUAGUCAAAUUGAAUACCAUUUAACAUGUUUUAUUUCAACAGACAACUAGAUAUUUUAAUCCUUUUUAGGCCUCAAAGGAAAUUAUUUUAAAAACUCUUAAAAAUUUAUUUCAUUUUAUGUUAUACAAGGAAAUAGAAUUAGGAAGAAUAAUUCAUGCUACUUCAGAUUUUUACAUUACUUAUAAAUUUUAAUAGCUGAUCAACUGUUAAGUAUACCUUUGAUAGUACUAGGUCUAAGUCAGCUAAUCUAAAACCUUUUGAAAUAUUGGUUAGGUCGUUUAUAGUUAGUGUAUUUGGUUGCAAGGAAAUCUAUGAAGCAAACUAUGAUAGAUAGCAAAUAACAACAAAUCAUGCAUACUGUAUCUGGUUUGGUUAUUUUCAUACAACUUUGAUCAUUGCAAAGAAUCGUAGUUAUUGAAUUUUUAAAUGAUGGUAUUUCAAAUCACUCUAUGACAAAAGCACACUAAAGUAAAUGUUAAAGACACAACGAUUAUAAUUCACAUCUUCAGAAUAAUGGAAAUAUUUAAUGAUUGGCUUCAGUUCUUUCUUCUAACCUCUGAAUUUAUGAUAUUUGGUAAAUGAGGAGUUCUGAGAGUCUUAGAGUUUUCAUGCAUUUUAAAUAUAUUUCUUCAAAUAUAUGAGAACAGAAUUGAACCAAAAGUGUGGUUCAUAAUUCUUAAUCAGUGAGUUAUUACUCAGAGACAUAGAUGGUAUGUUCCUGACUUUUUGAAGAAUGCUCCAAAAUCUGGUUGUCAGUUGCCUGUAUUUCUUAAUCUGCCAAUUCUGUCAUUUGGAGUUAUACAGUGGUUAUGACAUGCCAAAGUGUACAGAAUUAUAGUUCAUCAUUAAAUUGCCUUCCAAACUGAAAAAAUUAAAAAUCCUGGAAUUGUCUAAAGGAACACAUAAUAGAGUUCAUAUAUUAAUUUCUAGGAAAUGUAUAAAGAUACUGUGGUCUUAUUUCAGUUCGUCUUUAUUUUACUAUAUGAUAUACACUUAUGACUUGCAAGUUUGUUAUUCAACUGGAUAAUAAAAGGACACAAAAUUCAUGUUCUCACUAAGCAUUUUUUUUGUCAAAUGUAUGUUAAAAACUGAUUUAAAUGUAUAUUAGCAAUUUCAUUAGUUUCAGAAAUCUGUAAGUUCCUUAUACUUCUUUAAAAAGCCUACAAAUAUGUGAUGUAAGGGAAGCCAAACACACCUGGAACCUAGAAACCACUUUUUGGAAUUCUUGAUAAAGUCUCAGUCUCAUGUUCCUCAUCUGUAAAGUGAGCUAAAUCUACUUUACUGGGUUAUUGUAAGAAUUAUGUUGUGAGAGGACUUGUAAAAAGAAACAUUAGCCAUAUGUAAAGAAUCAUUAAUCUCCUAAUCAGAGAUCCCCAUAGCUUCUGGAUGAUUUUUAUCUUCCUUCGGAGGGAAUUAACUUUUGCGUCGAGCAGACAGCAUAUAAUGGCAGGGGAAGCUUACCUUAGUCCUAGCAGGGAUUAAGCCAACUUGAAGCUGUGUUUCAGUCUUUGUGAGGGCUGGUUUAUUUCCAGUUCACCUCUACUCUUACGGUGCAGCCCUUUAGGGAUCUCAAAGGAAAGCUACGUGUGUGUACCAGGGCUUCUCCUUGGGGACCCUGGACUCCUACUUUUCUUUACUCUCAUUCCACCCCACCUCCCGACACCAUAAAAUUGCUAAAAGUACUGUUCAGUUUCUCAGCUUCUCAGCUGCUGCUUUCAGCCCAGUUUCUUAGCCUCCAAGUCACUGCUUGCUAAUUAGCAAAUGCUUCAAGCAGAAAAGUAGUGCCAAAUAUAAUCUCUCAGCUUUUAGAUCUUGGCCCUCCAAGUUCUGGCUGCUUUGAUAGCUCUCCGAUGACUUGAAACAGAUUUUAAAAAUAUUUCCCCCCAGUUUUUCUAAUUGUUUUUGGUGAGAGAACUGGUCUGUAGCUAACUAAUCUGCAUUUAAAGUGGAAAUCUGACCUUGGAGUAACUCAUUUAACUUCUUUGAGCCUUAGUUUUCUCAUCUAUAA
Molecule: messenger RNA, 4913 nt
Organism: Orcinus orca (killer whale)
Lineage: Eukaryota; Metazoa; Chordata; Mammalia; Artiodactyla; Delphinidae
Gene: TPH1
Product: tryptophan hydroxylase 1
Exons: 10
Coding region: 17-1351 (444 amino acids)
Biological process (GO): aromatic amino acid metabolic process; serotonin biosynthetic process
Cellular component (GO): neuron projection
Molecular function (GO): iron ion binding; tryptophan 5-monooxygenase activity
Source: RefSeq, a predicted model, not a curated record